AAUAAAAAAAAUAUUUUUGAGCGAAAAGUCUCAUGAUAGUGCAAGAGUAUCAAAGUAAGAUUUAAUCAAAAGUACAAACACGAACGUGCUGAUUACAAAAUGUGUACAUUUUAGUUACAUGAAAGUAAACAACAAAUAACUUGGAAAUGUUUGUAUAUACAAAAGAGCUAUUAAAAUAAAUAAAUUUCCAUCAUAUAUGCGAGGAAUUAAUAACAAAACGUGAGUUGGUGUAUAAACACACAUGCAAACUCAUGAUCUAAGCUGCAAAUCAAAAGCAAACAUCAAAAUAUUUGUUCUAUUAUGGUUACAAUAAUGGAUGCAUAUGAAUAUCAUCAGGGAAAUAAUCCUGAUCACUACACCAGCACCGACGACGAGGACUUGGAUCGGAAGGAUUUCUUGUUGACAGACGACUUUGGCAAUUUCAAUGAAACGGCCGGCUACGAGGCAGCAACGCAAAUGCACCAAACCCAUCAAAAUCUCGAUGCGGCGUCAUUUUACGGCGGACCCUCCUCGUCCUACAUGGGCAGUGGCUACUCACAAGCCAUCGAUGUCAAGCCAAUUAUUCCGCCGCUCGUUGCUCCAACGUACUUACAACAAUAUUCGCCCUCAAUCGCGCCGCCGUCCUGCAACGAUUAUCUCAAUAAUUACUUGAAUCCCGGCGCGAAUUUUAACAACAACCAGAAUUACUUUAACAAGCCGUGGUUCAAUCAAGUCAAGCCCGAGCAAAUGGCGAAUAUUUUGAACAGGUAUGAUUGCUCAGAUGGCUCAGAUUCAAAAAUGACUAGCGGCAGAGAAGCGAGAAAUCGCGCCGAGAAAAAUCGUCGAGACAAACUAAACAAUUCCAUAACUGAAAUUAGUGCGAUGGUGCCUCAUGUUGCCGACGCACAAAAGAGAGUUGACAAAACGGCAGUACUUAGAUUUGCGGUGCAUGCUUUACGGAUUCCUUAUGUGUUUGGAAACUCCCACAACGAAGAUAUUGACGUUGACGAGGACGUCCUGGAUCGCCUUUUCGACGGUUUCAUGCUCACGAUUUGCUGCGGCGGUCAAAUUGUGCUCAUCUCAAAGAAGGUUGAACAGUAUCUCGGGCAUUGCCAGACUGAUUUGCUCGGACAGAACCUCAAGAACAUUACGCAUCCCGAGGAUAUCGAGGUGCUGACGAAGAAUUUAGUGCCAUCCAAUUUGUCGCAGCUGUUUGAGACGCGUCUCGACGAAAAUGGGCAUCCCGCAGCGCGAACGCCCGAAGAGGAGGAAGAGAUUGACAGGAAAUUGAGUCAAGAUCGACGGAAAUUUGUCAUUAGACUUGCGAGACCUGGACCGCGAAGUGAACCAACCUCGUAUGAAGCAGUGACGAUAGACGGUUCCUUUCGACGUGCCGAUCGAGCGCUGCGAGGCGAAGCGGCAAAUUCUCACACUCCGGGACCACAUUUGAUGCGCAGAUCGCGCGUUAGACCGGAUGACUCGAUACCGAUCAUCAGCAAUGUCAGUCAAAAUGACAUCCAGCUUGUGGCAUGCGUUCGGAAAUACGUGCCGAUCCACAAUCGUGUCAUCAUGCACUACGAGUACAAAACGCGGCAUCUCAUGGAUGGCAGAAUUAUCGACGUGGAUGAACGGAUAUCGCUCGUUGCGGGCUACAUGACAGACGAGAUCCGGAAUGCGAGUCCAUUUUCCUUCAUGCAUCGCAGCGAUAUGAAGUACGUCGUGACAGCUUUAAGACAAAUGUACGACACGAACCAACCAGUGGGGUAUUCCUGUUAUCGCUUACUCGACAGUUCGAAGAAAUUCAUCUAUCUGAGGACGAGUGGGCGUCUCGAAGUGAACAAAGACACGGGCAAAGUCGAGACUUUCGUCUGUGUCAACACGCUCGUGAGCGAAGAGGAAGGUCUUUAUCUCAUCCGCGAGAUGAAAAAUCGCCUCAACGUCAUUAUCCAAAGUAUCGGAGCCGCCGAACAAGAAGAUUCCCGUCCCGUAGCUCCCGAAGUUCCGGCAACCGCGAAUCUUCCGACUGUCGAAGGUGCAAUUUUGUCGCUCAUCGAAAACUUUCCGCCAGCAAAUGCGUUGCCCGAGACCGUCGAUUCCGACAACAGUCGCGACUCGCACACCACAACGCCGCAAAUUAUUGUUCCUGUACCCGAAUCUAUCAAGUCGACGGUGACGCGGAGUGCCGACGUCCUCGGAAUUAUCGACAAAAAGCAUCGAACAACGCCCAAAAUCAAGUCUGAAGCGACGUCGCCAUCGCGUUUACUCACAGCGUCGCCGUGCUCGUCGUCAUCAUCGUCAUCGUCAUCGUCGCCCUCGCCCUCCAAUGCUGCGAUGGUAAUGGAUCGUCCCUCCGUGCUGCGGAAUUAUUCCCAAAAAACGCCCACACUGAUGAUGUAUCAGCAACGCACCACGAUCAAACGUGAACCAACAACACUGAAUGGCACACACGAAUUACUAUACCAAAAAACGAUGAAAAUGUCACCGCCGCAGUAUGAGAAUCACGCAACGACAGUGCAGCAAAGUACGUCGAGUGUGGUUGUGAGUAACGGGAGUAGAAGUAGUGUUAAGAGAACGCACACAAUUGAGGACGAGAUGGGCACGAAGCGGCGAAUUGUCGAUGUGAGGGAGACGGAAUUGCCUUCACGACUUCUGGAUGACUCAAAUUCAGAUUUUGCAGACAUACCUGAUCCCUUUAGUCAAUUAGAUCUUCCCGUGGAGUCACUUGUGCAAAUUUUCGACGAUGCCACAGAUUCCCCGCGAGAAUCCCAAGACGACCUCCCACAUGAUCUACUGAACGGCAGUUUAAACAGAUCUGAUCGAAGAAUUAACUAAAAAAAAUCGUGCAGUACUUGUAUAACGCAAAACACAGGGAUUGGACUCGUUGUAAUAAAUGACUCGCAGGCACGUUUGGGAUUUCUUUUUGUAAAAGAGCACCUCCAGUGUCAUUUAGAAACUACAUCCGAUUUUUGUCGCACUUAUACAACUUAGAGGAUAAGUGUUUAGCAGUACUAUAUAUUACAUAUUUUUGUAUUUACCGUCGUCUCUGAGGACCGCAUCGACGAAAAUCAUGAAAAUUUAUCAACUAAUUGGCUCAAAAUCGAUAAAUUUUUCAUGUUUUUUCGUCUUUGAUGUUUUUAGCGAUUUUAUUAGAGUCACUUCAAUUUAUUUUGAAGUUUUAUUUAUUAGUUAAUUUUUAUUUUAUUUUAAAAAAUAUGAAAAAAGGGUUAAUUAAUAUAUAUAUGAUAGAGAAAAAAAAUAUAUAUAAAAAAAAAUUAAGUUUAA
This is a messenger RNA of Culicoides brevitarsis, 3261 nucleotides long. Its product is annotated as basic helix-loop-helix ARNT-like protein 1. Gene Ontology annotation, molecular function: protein dimerization activity; RNA polymerase II cis-regulatory region sequence-specific DNA binding; DNA-binding transcription factor activity, RNA polymerase II-specific. Gene Ontology annotation, cellular component: cytoplasm; nucleus; transcription regulator complex. The transcript is spliced from 8 exons. The coding region runs from base 301 to 2811 and encodes 836 amino acids. Gene Ontology annotation, biological process: regulation of transcription by RNA polymerase II. The record is from RefSeq and is a predicted model, not a curated record. NCBI's taxonomy places the organism in Eukaryota, Metazoa, Arthropoda, Insecta, Diptera, Ceratopogonidae.